Messenger RNA from Lindgomyces ingoldianus, 558 nucleotides. RefSeq lists its product as uncharacterized. Lineage: Eukaryota; Fungi; Ascomycota; Dothideomycetes; Pleosporales; Lindgomycetaceae. The record is from RefSeq and is a predicted model, not a curated record. The coding region runs from base 1 to 558 and encodes 185 amino acids. The transcript is spliced from 4 exons.
AUGGCCAAGCCAUUUCUCUACAUGUUGCUCUCUCUCAUCUGUUUCCUCAGCUCCACCUUCAGUAGAUCGGAGUCCACCGAGCACGGCAUCACCUGGCAAAAUUCUCCUUGGGUCACGAUCAAAGACGCCUAUGGCGACGGCGAUCACUCAGUCGCACAUCCCGAUAACGGCAAGCAAAACUACAUCGGCGAUGUUUGGAAAUUUGAUGUCAUGAACUCUGAUUUCGCUGUCAAGAUGGUUGGCAAUACUGUCGACUAUUGGUACAGCAAUUCUUUCAGCUGCGAGUGGGCUGGUCGGGAAGCUGGACAGGACAAUAAUUGUGGGCUUCGGGCGGGGUGUGAAUUGGGGGAUUGGAUGAGGGGUGGCUUGAAGUACUGCUGGUUCCCAUGCUUGGGAAAUGUCAUCUUUUUCACAACUUCAAACGAGGACGAUACUGAUUUGCACAAGGUCUGGGAUGAGACUUUCAGAAAUCUACCAAAGCCCAAUAGUAUCAGAUUAGCAGGGAUCACCUUUGACCAAGGUGCACAAUUACUCCAAUGUGAUCAGCAGCUCACCUGA